GGGUGUGGGGGGUUUUUUGGGGGGGGGUGUGGGUGUGUGUGUGCUGUCUGUGGGUGUCUGUGGGUGUCUGCGGGUGUCUGCGGGUGUCUGUGGGUGUCUUCAUGUUUUACUAUUACCCAGUUUUGAAGUGAUCUUACUCGUUCGUUGUAUCGGAAAGUGUGAGAACAGUUUUUACACUUGUCAGCCGACAUGUUAAAUAGUAUUUUUAGAAUAAAGAAAAAGCACUAAGUUAAGCAAAAGUGUUUUGACUUUCUUUAUCGUUCUUCUAACAUCAACGUGUUCUGGACCCUUCUGAAAAAAUGAAUAAUCUAUAUCACAUGCGUUGACGAAACAUAUAUUUCGUUCUUCGUUUAACUAAUCAUCGACACAUAACCGAAGUGUCAGAAAAAAUGAGAAAAGAAAGAAAACAUGCGUUUUCUACUAGAUAUAUUGUUGCGAGAAGUGAAUUCAGUGAUAUAUUUGCUAAAAGAAAGGGUUUUAAUCCAAAAACGUGGCUAGAAAGUGAGAAAUUUCCGAAAAACCUCAAAACCCCAUACAAUGGGUUUCAAGACUCGAAAGCCCACUUUCUACAUCAAAUUUUGCCUUGAAUGGCACAUCGUUGGAAAAAGCAUGUCUUCAUCUAGCUCCGGUAAAAAGAUCUUUUUGGUCCAAGCUUUCUAGGUGCCCCUUCGAGGUCCAGAACCUUAAAAACCUCAAAUCCUUCAGGUUUUCAGCGGUUUUUAGAUAAAAAUUUUGCCAAACUUUUUUAAUUUUAGCAUAUUCGGAUUCAGCAUAUCGAGUUAUACAUAGGAAAAGUCAUGUGGCAAACAAAAGAGCACUUUUGUCGAAAAUUUGGGGCAAAAACGCGAAAAACCCGGGUUUUGAGUCAAAUUUUAUUUCGAUUGCCAUUUGGACAGGCCGCAUUUUUUCGAGCUGCAGUUGCGAUAUUCGUGAUCAACAUCAAAUUCUGAGUCAGACAACGUAUUUUUCAAAAUUUUUGGACAAAAAAAAUUUUCGCUUACCCCUGAGGGGGACCCUUGCCGUGAUUUUUUGGGCAAAAAAUAUUUUUUCAUAUUUGAAAGUUCUAAAAGCGCUAUCUUGUUCAGAAUUUUAUACUGAUUGCAAAUAUGUAUGACUUAUAGCGAAAUGUUUUAGGGCGAAAAUGCCACUUAAUGGCCCUCCUCCUUUAGUUUGAUGUUAUUAAGUGUGGUUUAUCAGUUCAUAUUUUUGAGUGUGUUUCUGUUGAUAAAUAGAUCAAUUUUCGGUAAAGCAUUUUAGUAUUAAAAGCCAUUCGUUUAUACGUCGGAUAUAUUCCACUCAGAACUUUAACAUUAGAAGGUGCCUUUUUUUAUGAUUUUUGUAAAUAGAGCUUAUACAAUUCAGACUCACUUUUUUAUCACUAUGGCAGAUGCACCUUAGUGAUUGGUGAUUGUGAUGUAUGCAAAAAAGAAAUUCCACAUCAUUUGCUAUUCACAAACUAUGGUUAUUUCACAAGAUUAAACAGGGAAAAGCACCCGCUGCUCUUCGAUGUCUAAUUCCUACAGGCGAUUCUAAAUAUAAUAUAGUUAAGAGGGGAAAGAAACGAGAAGUGCCACCCCUAAUUAUUAUCAUUAUCGUGUUUGGUGAUAUACUAUCAUGUCAUAAAAUUCCAUUUUACAGACGUUAUUUAAAAAAAAGUCUACAUUUUACUCCAUAUUAUUUAAUGGGUGAAUAUCGCAAUGAAAUCCAGUUAUGGAAUGAACCAUGUGAAUUACAACAACUUUGCGUUGAUUGA
Didymodactylos carnosus is the source of this 1753-nucleotide messenger RNA. The record is from the annotation of a GenBank genome assembly. Lineage: Eukaryota; Metazoa; Rotifera; Eurotatoria; Philodinida; Philodinidae.